CCCAACCAAGCAGAUGUCUACAAAUGUUCUGUAAGAAGUCCACGAACGUGACGACUUCUGCCGCUCUCAAACGAAGAAGGGUAUCUCUACCUUGGACUCCACCCGAAUGCUCGCAUCUUGGCGCGUGUUGGUUCACUCCCUCCGUCCUCAGCUCCCCUUUUCUGAAGGCCCGUGCUCUGAAUUCCGACUCGUAACGCCAUGCCCUGAACGCGAGGCCGAGCCGCUUUCAGACCAGCUCGGCGCUUGGUUUUGGGCCUCGGAGCUUCGUAUCUGGGCUCACCGUCCAUGACCACGUCCGGUGGUGUACUUGGCGGGAAGUCCUUCCUCGCCUCCGCGAGGCCUUCUUCGAACGUCGAACAGGUAUUGAAGAACGUGGAAUGGCCAGAACAAUUUCCGUUCAAAGAGGAGGAUUUUCAGCGAGAUGAUGUGUCUCUGGAUUCUUUGUUCUACAAGGCUCCUCGUUUCGUGACACAUAUAGAUGAUCCAGCCAUUGCUGCACUUACCAAAUUUUACUCAAGGGUCUUACCUCCUAGCAACAGUCCAGGAGUCAGCAUCCUCGAUAUUUGUAGCAGUUGGAUAAGCCAUUAUCCAGCAGGAUACAAGCAAGAGAGGAUAGUUGGAAUGGGAAUGAAUGAGGAAGAGCUCAAGCAGAAUUCGGUCCUGACUGAGUACAUUGUCCAAGACUUGAAUGUGAAUCCUAAACUUCCAUUUGAAGAUAAUUCCUUUGACGUUAUCACCAAUGUGGUCAGUGUUGACUAUCUGACUAAGCCUCUUGAUGUUUUCAAGGAGAUGUCUCGGAUUCUUAAGCCAGGAGGCCAGGCAAUAAUGAGUUUCUCAGACCGUUGCUUUUGGACCAAAGCGAUCUCAAUAUGGACAUCGACAGGUGAUACAGAUCAUGUUUUGAUUGUUGGGUCGUACUUCCAUUAUGCAGGAGGAUUCGAGCCUCCUCAGGCUGUGGAUAUAUCUCCAAACCCUGGGCAAUCGGAUCCGAUGUACAUUGUGUACUCGAGAAAGGCCUCAACAACUUAAGAUACGAGAGUUGCAGAAGCAUCGCCUUAUCCAAGUAGGGAAAGAAAGUCAGACGGUCUUCAACUAAUGCGUCCUCAAAUGCCCUCUACCCCUUAAAAAUUUGCCCUCUAUGAGGAAUGCUGUUAUCUUAUAGCCGCUCGUUGUACUUUAAAACUCUAUACAGCGGUCUGGGAGCGGCGGUUACACCUAAAAUAGGUGAUUUUAGGGGCACAUGACUUACUGCUAUUGCCUAAAAAACUUAAAUCAGCUUUGUAUACAAGCAUGCAUUGUUUAUCUGCAAUACAUGUCUUUAAGAGUGUGUGUGUGCUCUGAACAUUCAUAAGAAAUAAGUUCCCCUCA
Eucalyptus grandis is the source of this 1368-nucleotide messenger RNA. RefSeq lists its product as hypothetical. Gene Ontology annotation, molecular function: S-adenosylmethionine-dependent methyltransferase activity. Bases 286 to 1029 code for a protein of 247 amino acids. The record is from RefSeq and is a predicted model, not a curated record. Lineage: Eukaryota; Viridiplantae; Streptophyta; Magnoliopsida; Myrtales; Myrtaceae. The transcript has 8 exons.